AUGCCACUUUCAAUUCAAAUUUCACCAAAUAAAAAGAUUGGGGUACCAUUUAAAAAAACAUUGACCGUUAAAGAAUUUAUUAAAGAAAUUGUCAAAAGAGGAAAUUUAUCAACAAAUGUAGAAUAUAAAUUAGAAUAUCAAAAUGCAGAAUUAUUUGAAGAGGAUACUUUAGAAGAGUUGAAUAUUUUAGAUUCCUCAGAACUAGUAUUAUUUGAUCCUUCAAUUGAUAUCAAUACAACAACCACAACCACAACUACAACUACAUCAACUACAACUCCACCAUCAAUUGAACCAUCAACAUCUGUACCAAAUCAAGCAUCUGAUAAUAGUAGUGGUGAAAAUUUAAUUUCCACCCAAUUAAAUAAACUUGAUUUAAAUAACAAUAAUAAUAAUAAUCAACAACAACAACAACAAAAAGAUUCAUUAAACUCAACAGAACCAAUUAAAAAACAAGUUGAAUUAUAUGAAUCAGAAAUUAAACAAUUGGAUGUUAUUGUAUUGGAUUUGUCAGGAUCAAUGAAGAGUGCAGCAUUUAAAGGUAGUAGAGUACCAGGUGAACUUGAAAUGUCAAGAAUUGAAUUGGCACAAACAUUAUUUCAAACAUUCACUGAUAAAGCAAUAUCAUUAGAGGUACCAGUUGCAGUUGGACUUGUAACAUUUGGUGAAAGAAUAGAGUUAACAUUUGAUUUAACAAGAAAUUUCGAUUCUUUCUCAACUGAAUUGGGUGAAGUUGUUGCCAAUCAAUGUAAAACUAGAUUAUUUGAAGCAAUUCAAUUAGCUGCUGAAACAUUGGUUAAAUUUAAAGAAAGUUGCGAUGCUGCUGCUACUGGUGGUUUAAAAUUAUCGUCUAAUCCAAUGCUUAGAGUAUUUUGUUUAACCGAUGGUGAAGAUAAUAGUAACUUUGACCCAUAUCCAGUUUAUCAAUACAUGAAAAAACAUAAUAUCAUUUUAGAUUCAAUUCCAAUUGGUUUAGAUGGUAGAGAGCGUUUAUCGUCAUUUUCACAGGCAACAGGUGGAAGUUGUUUCAUUGCAGAUUCGUCAUUAGAAGGUGUGGAAUUAUUUGAACGUGAAGCUUUGUUAUCUUUAUCAGCUCGUGAUAAUUUCAAACCAUUCUCAUUGGAUAUUAAAACAAAACUUGAUUUUAAUAAAGUCAGUGGAACUUAUCAAAAAACAAUUGAACGUAAGGUUGAACCUGCUUUCCAAAAUGUUCAAUUGAAACAAACAAUUGAUACAAGUUCAACUGCAGAAUCAAAGUUUACUGGUGCAAGUAGACGUGUUUUCAAGGAAUAUAAAAACUUUAAAGAAGAAAUUUCAUCCCAUGGUCCUUAUUCACAAUUCACUUUAUUCUUGGAUGAAAAUAAUAUAGUUGCUUGGAAAAUUAUUAUGCAAGGCCCACAACAAUCACCAUAUCAUAAAGGUUUAUUUGCAUUAUCUGUAAAUUUCCCAGAUAAUUAUCCAAUGUCCGCUCCAAAGAUUAGAUUUUUAACAAAGAUUUAUCAUUGUAAUAUUAAUAAUGAUGGUAAUAUUUGUUUAGAUAUUUUAAAGGAUAGUUGGAGUCCAGCUUUAACAAUUUCUAAAGUUAUGUUAAGUAUAUCCCAAUUACUUGUCACACCAAACCCACAUGAUCCACUUGAUGUUGUUAAAGCUGGUGUCUAUCGUGACGAUGUUAACAACUAUAAUAAGAAUUGUGAAGAGUGGUGUGAAAGAUAUGCCGCUUUCUCAAUUGAAGAUCUUAAGAAAAUUCAUGCAUUGAUUUAA
Molecule: messenger RNA, 1758 nt
Organism: Dictyostelium discoideum AX4
Lineage: Eukaryota; Evosea; Eumycetozoa; Dictyosteliales; Dictyosteliaceae
Exons: 2
Coding region: 1-1758 (585 amino acids)
Molecular function (GO): ligase activity
Source: RefSeq, a predicted model, not a curated record